Messenger RNA from Ectocarpus siliculosus, 1419 nucleotides. Lineage: Eukaryota; Phaeophyceae; Ectocarpales; Ectocarpaceae. The record is from the annotation of a GenBank genome assembly.
AUGGAGAGAAGGAGGGGGGACGGGAACGGGGUGUCCGACGAAGAGGAAGAAGAGGGAAAAGGCGUUCUGGGCAGGCCUAGCGAGAAGUCGUGGAGCGACGGACUGUCGGCGGACCCGCUGGGGGUGCGGAGGGGGGGCGAUUUCUUCCCGGGAGACAGCCCCGCGGUUUCCCCCGCUGCCGCCCACGACGGCGGAGUCAUCGUCGUCGUCGGGGGCAAAGAGACCGCGGCGGCGGCGAAGCGCCGGCAUGGUGCCGAUCGCGUAGGCUUGAAGGCACCAGACGCUUCGCCGGACUUGGAGGGGGAGACGGGGAAGUCUGAAGGAGAAGGCGAUGACGCCCGCAGCGGCAGCGGCAGCGGCAGCGGCAGCGUCAGGUGGUGGUCUCUGAGGCAGCCGUCGGAAGAAGGAGCGGGGGGGGAGGGCGAAGGCCGCUGGUGGUCGCCGUUGCCCCAGCAGCCGGAUGACGAGGACACCCCCGCAUGGUGGUCGGGGCGGGGCAAGAGCAGCGCCAGCACCGGCGGGGGCGGUGCCGGCGGGGGCGGUGCCGGCGGUGAGGACGGCCGGCGGUGGAGCAGCCCGAGUAGCCUCUUCGCCCAGGCCGUCUCCGCCUUCUCCGCGAUAGGCCCGCCCCCCCCACCCGCCCCGCCCCCGGCGGUGCCCUCCAGGUCUGGUGUGAGCACCGUUGCUGCGCAAGAGGGCGGCGGCGGCGGCGGUCUGGCAGCCGCCGUUGGUGGAGGAGCCGGCGGGGCAUCGGCGGGGGGCGGUGUUUCAGGGGACGUCGGGGUCAGUGCCGAGCCCGGCACCGCCGCUGACAAGGGGGGGGGGGGCGUCCGGGCGUUGGCGGAGAGGCCGCGUGUGCUGUUGGAGUUGCCGUUUUUCUGCAAGGAGAACGGCACGGAGGAAAUGAGAGCUGUGCUGGAGAACGCCGACCUGCGCGCCGGGUUCAAGCAGUUCUUGGCGAAGAGAUUGUGUGCGGAGAACUUGGUUUUUGUGGAGGAUGUGAUGAGGUAUCAGGAGAUGGUGGUCGGAGUGGAUGCGGAGAGUGCGUCUGCGCCUGUUGCGGCUCUGCAGUUGGGCGGGGAGAUCGAAGAGAAGUACUUGUCGGAGUCCAGCCGACUAGAGGUCAACAUCGGGGACGACAUGCGGAAGGAUUGUGUAGCCAGGCGAGCCAGAGACGUGGAGCUAGCGAGGGCAUCUUUGGACACCUUCACCCCGGUGGUCUUGGAGCUUUUGUCUCUAAUGGUUCACUCUUCCCUCCCGGAGUUCCGGGGCUCCGCACACUACGCCACCAUCAAAGCCUGCUUGUACAUGGGCCCCCGCGGGACCCGGAAUAGCGGCGCCACCAGCAGCCUCACCCACGAGGACGAGUGGGGGACGGAGGACGACGAGGAUGACUCCUUCGAGCAGGAAGACUUUUGA